GCUCAAGGUCAGAGAGGCUCCGGGUUUCCAGGACCCGAGAGCCAAAGAUAUUCAGUGAGAGAGAGCGAGACUGGAAGAGGCAAGGAAUAGGUCUGCGCCACCUUGCCCAUAACGCGUUGCUUUCAGUCACGUUCCGCGAACUGGCGAAAGCACGCGAAAAGAUAAGCGCAGUUACACAGAAGCCUGCCAGGGAGUGGCUCCCGCUGUUUCCCCAUGGAGCCCCAGCGGGGAGUCUUCCGGUUGGACCCCUGCUUCUGCUGAUUGGUUGUAGGCCGCCCCCACGUGAUGCAGACCCGGGUCGGCCUCCGCUUUCCCCGCCCCUUUUUUCCCCCUCCCCACCCGGAGGUCGCGGGAGGUGGAGAGCCGGUUACCGAGGCAACCGCCACAGGCAGUCUGUACACACCAGGCCUGGGGCGGGAGAGGGUUUCCUGCCUGCUGCUGCAAGACAGGGAUUGGGAAGUCAGAGUGGACUCUGACUUGAAUCGGAUUGCCCUGGAAUCCAUCCUCUCUCUUGAUAAGACACACAGUGUAAUACAAAGGACAACCAGAGCCUGUUCAAAUGAGAGAAACAUGAGUAUAUAGUGAGAGAACUAACAACUUCAACUGUGAGUAAGUUAUAAUGUUAUGAUCACUAUUUUUAACGGAAGAUGAUUGAAAGUGAAAAUCUAAACCAAGAAGAAAUAAUUAAAGAACUGUGUUUGUGCAAUGGCUUAUCUUAUGAGAUGGUUGGACAAGAAGGAUCAGAUACAUCAAAGUUGGAGAUGUUUUUCUUAGGGUAUCCUCGUAUAGUCGGAUUAUCAUUAUUUCCUAAUUUAACUAGUCUUACCAUUGUUGCUCAAGAUAUAAAAGAAAUUUCAGGGUUAGAGCCUUGUUUACAACUUAAAGAACUUUGGAUUGCUGAGUGCUGCAUAGAGAAAAUUGAAGGUCUUCAGGAAUGUAGAAAUUUGGAAAAACUAUAUUUAUAUUUUAAUAAAAUUUCCAAAAUAGAAAAUUUAGAGAAAUUAAUCAAAUUGAAGGUUCUUUGGCUGAACUACAAUACAAUUAAAAAUAUUGAGGGUUUGCAAACUUUGAAGAAUUUAAAAGAUCUCAACCUUGCUGGAAAUCUAAUAAAUAGCAUUGGCCGAUGUCUUGACUCCAAUGAACAACUGGAAAGAUUAAACCUUUCUGGUAACCAAGUAUGUUCUUUCAAGGAGCUCACGAACUUAACCAGGCUGCCUUGCUUAAAGGAUUUAUGUCUGAAUGAUCCUCAAUAUAAAACCAAUCCAGUUUGUCUUCUGUGUAAUUAUUCCACACAUGUAUUAUAUCAUUUGCCUUGCCUUCAAAGAUUUGACACAUUGGAUGUGUCAGCAAAGCAAAUCAAGGAACUGGCAGAUACCACAGCAAUGAAAAAAAUAAUGUAUUACAAUAUGCGUAUAAAAACUCUUCAGAGGCAUCUUAAUGAAGACCUUGAAAAACUGAAUGAUCGAAAAUGCAAAUUACAAAAGUUGCCAGAAGAACGAAUAAAAUUAUUCAGCUUUGUGAAGAAAACCUAUGAAGAAAUAAUGGAUUAUUCAACAAAUGGUGUUAGAAAAGUAGUCAAACUAUUUGGGAGCUGGAGAGUUGGAUCCUUCAUUUGCACUUUACCAAAUUUGGAACGAGAACUGGCUGAACUCAAGGGCUCGGGCAAAGGGCACAGUGAUGGAUCCAAUAACAGUAAAGUAACUGAUCCUGAAACAUUGAAGAGUUGUGAAACUGUCACUGAAGAACCAAGUCUUCAACAGAAGAUAUUGACCAAACUAAGUGCCUUGAAUGAAAGGGUAACAUUCUGGAACAAAAAACUAGAUGAAAUUGAAGCAAUUUAUCAUAUUGAAGUAAAACAAAAGAAGAAAAGUCAUGGCUUAUUGAUCCCACUUUUGUUAACUGAGUUAGAGACUGUGGGAAAUUUCCAUUUUGAAGAAGGCACUCGAUCUGAUGACUGGUUUAAUUUCUGCUAUGAAUUAAUUCUGUCACGUUUUUGUGCCUGGGACUUCAGAACAUAUGGUAUUACAGGAGUAAAAGUAAAACGCAUCAUUAAAGUUAACAACCGUAUUCUGAGAUUAAAAUUCGAAGAGAAAUUUCAAAAGUUUUUGGAGAAUGAAGAUAUGCAUGAUUCAGAGAGCUACCGAAGGAUGCUGGAAUGCCUUUUUUAUGUUUUUGAUCCUGAAGUUACAGUGAAGAAAAAGCAUCUUCUACAAAUACUUGAAAAAGGAUUCAAAGAGAGUGAAACAAGCAAGUUGCCUCUCAAAAAAGAAGCUGUCAUUCUUUCUAACAGUUUAAGUAUAAGUGAGUGUCCCAGAAUUGAAUUUUUACAGCAAAAGCACAAAGAUGAGAAGAAAAACUCUCUUAAGCAUGAGCUCUUCAGACAUGGCAUCCUCCUCAUUACAAAAGUUUUCCUUGGCCAGAGUGCUCAGGCCCAUGAAAAAGAAUCCAUCAGUCAAUCCAACUACCCAAUGGUUAAUUCAGUGUUCAUUCCUCGGAAAUAUUUACUAAAUUCUGUCAUGGGACAAAGAAACUGUGAUUGCAGUGUUCGGCAGUGCAAGUGGUUUGUCUUUGAUCAUGACCUUGUUUUGCCAGAAUACGUUGUUGAAUUUGAGUAUAUUACAAUGGUCAAGUCACCCUCUUUAUUUUCUGUAUUCAACAAUGUUAUUCUAGAAGAAAGUAAAAAAAACCCAGAAGGAUCAGUAUUUUCCAAGGAUUUGAAAUUUGAUGAUGAAGUUAUAAAAAUGGAGCCCAGAAUCAAGGCCCGACCAAAACUGAUUAGUUUGGAUGAUAAAACAAUACUUUCCCUUGCAAAAACUAGCGUUUACAGUCAUAUUGUGAGUCUGAAUCUACAUGGAAACAGCUUGAGUAAAUUGAGAGAUCUCUCCAAGUUAACAGGACUUCGAAAACUAAAUAUUAGCUUUAAUGAAUUUACCUGUUUAGAUGAUGUAUACCACUUGUAUAACCUUGAAUAUUUGGAUGCCAGCCAUAACCAUGUGAUAACCCUUGAGGGAUUUAGAGGUCUGAUGAAACUGAAGCACUUAGACUUGAGCUGGAAUCAACUGAAAAAAUCUGGCGAUGAAAUAAAUAUGUUAUGCAAACACACCACAAGCCUUCUCACUCUUGAUAUUCAACAUAAUCCAUGGCAAAAGCCAGCCACAUUGAGGCUGAGUGUUAUUGGCAGAUUAAAGACUCUUACCCAUUUAAAUGGAGUCUUCAUUUCUGAAGAAGAAGCAACAGCAGCUAUGAAAUUUAUUGCUGGAACAAGGAUUACUCAGUUAUCUCUCUUACGGCAUUCUAGUACUAAAGAGGAGAGACCACGGAUACUUAGUAUAUGGCCUUCUGCCAAAAUUCUGACGCAGAUUUCAAAGUUAGGACCUCAUUUACAUCUGAGUGGAAACUGGUACUUGAAGAUAACUGCCUUAAAUUUAGAUGGACAACAUCUUUUUGAAAUCACAAAUUUAGAAAAAUUGGAAAAUUUGAAAUGGGCAUCAUUCAGCAAUAAUAAUCUCACUAAAAUGGAGGGUCUGGAAUCCUGUAUUAACUUGGAAGAGCUCACAUUAGAUGGAAACUGCAUCUCAAAGAUAGAAGGUAUUUCCAAGAUGACUAAAUUAACUCGCCUCAGCAUAAAUAAUAAUCUUCUCACUGGUUUGGAACAGCAUACCUUUGAUAAUAUGCUUCAUCUUCACUCCCUUUCUCUUGAGAACAACAGAAUCACUUCAUUGAGUGGUUUACAAAAAUCUUUUACUCUUGUUGAGUUAUACAUAAGCAAUAACUAUAUUGCUGUCAAUCAGGAGAUGUACAAUUUAAAGGGUUUAUGCAACUUGGUCAUUCUAGACAUGUGUGGAAACAUUAUUAUAUGGAAUCAAGAAAACUACCGGUUGUUUGUAAUAUUUCAUCUUCCAGAACUGAAAGCUUUGGAUGGGAUAUCAAUUGAACCACCAGAGACUGAGAAUGCAAAAGAUUUGUUUGGUGGUAGACUUACUUCUGACAUGAUUGCAGAACGACAAGGGCAUUCCAACUUCAUGCAAAUGCAAGAACUAAAUUGGACUUCAUCAUCCAUUAGAACAGUGGAUUUGAUUCCAGUCGACCAAUUUAGAAAUGUAUGUAAUGUGAAUCUACAGAACAAUAAUCUUACUUCAUUCAGUGGAUUAAUCUAUCUACCUAAUGUGAAGGUCUUAUGCCUCAACUAUAAUCAUAUUGAAUCAAUCAUGCCCAGACUAAAGCCUCAGACUCACUUAACCAAUAGACAACUACUGUACCAGAAAGUGCCUUCAAGUGGCUAUGGACAGCAAGGAAUUUCAAAAACAAACAGAGACAUAAUGAACAGUGAAAAUUUGCCUCCAAUAAUGCACAGUUUAGAAGUUCUUCAUUUGGGCUACAAUGGAAUUUGUAAUUUGAUCCAGCUACAACUUAACAGACUAAGAAAUUUAAAAUUCCUCUUUCUACAGGGUAAUGAAAUCAGCCAAGUGGAAGGGCUUGACAACUUAGUAGUCCUUCAGGAAUUGGUAGUGGAUCAUAACCGCAUCCGAUCAUUUAAUGACAGUGCUUUUGCCAAACCAAGUUCUUUAUUGGCACUUCACUUGGAGGAAAACAGACUGCGAGAACUGGGCAAAUUACAAUCUUUGGUAAAACUAGAGAAACUCUUCCUAGGAUAUAAUAAAAUUCAGGAUAUCACAGAACUGGAAAAACUUGAUGUUAUCUCUACUCUCAGGGAGCUAACAGUGUACGGCAAUCCAAUUUGUAGAAAAAUGCUACAUCGCCACAUGCUCAUAUUUCGACUGCCUAACUUACAGAUGUUAGAUGGAAGUCCUGUGAAUUCAGAUGAUAGGGCAAAAGCUGAAUUUCACCUCGCUGAACUACAAGCAAAGAAAAAUUCGCUUAUUCCUGUUACCCACUGUCCUAUGGAUGGCAGAUCAUUUGGCCAAGUGAAAACUCCUCCCAUAAAGGUAACAAAUGUAAUUCUGCCUAGUGGAUUCAGCCAUUGCUUGGGAUCUGACGUCACUUUAACUCCUGAAGUUGAAGACAAAAAAAACAAGAAUGCUGGGAUUCUGACAAAUAAUCCUCGGAGCAUCCAUGCAGAAAUAGCUUUCCAGCAACUCAGAGGGAUAGGUAUCUCUCCAUCUGUUUUAUCACAUCAGAAUAUUGCAUCUCCGACUGCACAAAUAUACCAGAGCAACCAAGAUGAGAGAAGAAUUUCUGGGAGCAACUUUCCAAGAUCAAAUCGAAUGUAACUGCCUAAAGAGAAAUGAGCAUACACCAAGAAACUUAACUGUUUAGUAGUUGUACAAAAACUAGCUGACAGUGGUCAGUUAAAAAAAGAAAAAAAAGAUAAUCAUGUUACUUAAGUUACUGAAGCACUUCAGUUCCAUAUGAAGAUAAUCUAUUACCCUUCAUGAACUUGAUUUAAUAUCACCUCUCUUAAACUUUCUUUAUGGUUAUCUUCAGUUAUUUGUUUAAAUUUCUAUAUCAUAAAAAUCAUGAACUAUUACAUCAGACAACAAUCUGAAAAGAUAAAAGUGACAUGAAACAAAGUCCAGAGAACUGAAUGCUUAGUUCUGGUAUUAGAAACAUUUAGUCAUGAAAUGUCAUUAUGGCAUGUCAUAGGAAGAUACUAAGAAAAGAUAACUUUAGGAAAUAGGCAUACUUUCAUUUGUAGAGUAUCUAUUCAUUUGAGAUUACAUAAAACUAAAGCACAUUUCUUACCAAACGCAACUAUUACUAAAGCAAGAUGAGUUUUGCUAGUUGAACUGCAGAUUGGUUUUUAGGACUGUAUUUUUUUAAUAAAAUACCCUCAAACCAGAUCUGCCCUCAAAACUGUUUAGAGAUGCAAAUUGUGGAUCAAUAGUAGUUUCUAAAUGUGGCUAACUAUGGGUGCAACCAGUCCUUCAUGCUCUAAGAAUAAAAAAAGAGCCCAAUUUCAUAUACAAAUCACUAAUUACACCUACAGUGAUAUAAUUUUACAAGUAGUUUCAGGUUGAAGAGAACACGUAUCCAAACUGAGU
This is a messenger RNA of Chlorocebus sabaeus (green monkey), 6002 nucleotides long. It is a transcript of the gene LRRC9, whose product is annotated as leucine rich repeat containing 9. Gene Ontology annotation, molecular function: protein binding. NCBI's taxonomy places the organism in Eukaryota, Metazoa, Chordata, Mammalia, Primates, Cercopithecidae. The record is from RefSeq and is a predicted model, not a curated record.